CCUUUAAGCAAGCUGCAGUUGAUUGUGGCUAGAUGACAUUUAAACCUAAUCCACCGACUAGUGCAAACAAACUACUUGGGUUUAACUUUCCUCUCCCAUCACUGGAGAGAUGACGUUAUAUUUAUGUGUGGAUUUCACAAUGGAUUUAUUAUAAUAGGCUCUCAGGCCCUGUUUGACAGGCGUGUGACCCAGGCUUUGGACAGCUGUCCUGGUGGGCCACACCAGCCUCUGUUAUCUCUCCUGUCACCUGCAUUCAGCUGAUGGAGUGACAAGUAACAGGAAAGCCAGAUGCAGCUGGAAAAGUUGAAGCUCAGCGUGAAGAUAAUGUGGUGAAUCUACUGUGACAGAAGAUGAGAAGAAAGUAGUUGUCUGCUUUCACUGCAACAAGGGUGACAAGGGACCAAGGAGAAGCGAAAACUAAACUCAAAGGGUUCUUGACCUGAUAUUUGAAGGGCCGGGGUUUUAAUUGGUAUACUGCACAAACAAGAAUAAUUUCGUGGAGAACAGUCUUUGGAAGUAUCGAUGCAUUGAGAGAAGCCACAGAGAUGGGGAGGAGAGAGCCCUGAUUUGACGUUACAUGAGAGAACAGGACAGUUGGUGAAGAAAAGAGUGGCUUGGUUCCAUGCACUGUAAAGAUGGGGACACUGGUCGAACCAGCGCUGCUGCUACUUUUAUGGCAGAGUGUUUGGGCUUUUGACGUCCCUCUGGAAGUCAGGCAGCCCCCAACCAUCAUAAGGCAGUCAGUGAAGGAGCACAUUGUCGACCCCAAAAACACCAUGGUGAUAGAAUGUGAAGCCAAAGGAAACCCUCAUCCAAUUUUCUCAUGGAGGCGUAAUGGGAAGUAUUUCAAUGUGGCACGUGACUCUCAAGCGUCAAUGCGCAGGCGCUCAGGGACGCUGGACAUCUAUGCCUGGAACAAUCCAGAACAGUAUGAGGCAGAGUAUCAGUGCAUUGCCUCUAAUGAAUAUGGAUCUGCAUACUCCAACAAGAUCAGACUUCAACUAUACAGACCUCCUGUGUGGCCGAGGGAGAUUCUGGAGCCUAUGGUGGUCAGUAUCGGCUUGCCCCUGGUCCUGUCCUGUGACCCGCCACCAGGCCCGCCGAAACCUGAUAUCUACUGGAUGUCCAGCUGCUCCUAUGCAAGACCUUUCAACUGGCCCAUUCAGACAGCUUUCCCCACCAUGCAGCCUGUGCGGCCGGACCGCCGGGUAUCCAUGGGAGUAAACGGAGAUCUGUACUUCUCUAACGUCCUGUUUAAUGACUCUGCUACUGAUUACUGCUGUAAUGCCCGCUUCCCCUACAAGAAUGUUAUCCAGCAGAAGAUGCCUGUGGUUGUUAAAGUGAUUACAACUCGUACAGUGGCCGAGGCUGCCCCCACCUGGCUUUCUCCCACAGGCUCCUCCAGCUCCACACUGGUCCUGCAAGGGGAGGAACUGCUUCUGGAGUGUAUUGCUGCUGGAGUGCCAACUCCUCAUAUUACGUGGACCAAGGAUGGUGACAACCUGGAAGUGACGCCACGCAUGAAAGUAAAGAACUUCAACAAGAUGAUUCAGAUCCCAAAGGCGUCUUUUGAGGAUGUGGGUGAAUACACUUGCACUGCUACCAAUAAGAUUGGAUACAUUGAGCACACAAUAACUGUCAGGGUCAAAGCGGCUCCAUUCUGGCUGGAGAAACCUACUGAUUUGGUCUUGGCACCAGAGGAAAAUGGACGGUUAGUGUGUCGUUCUGAUGGAGCUCCUCGUCCCACAGUCAGCUGGUUUAUCAAUGGGGAACCAAUUGAAACUGCUACACCACAGCCUAACAGACAGGUGUCAGGAGACACGCUGACUUUACGCUCUGUGACGGCUGAAAACACUGCAGUGUACCAGUGCAAUGCUUCCAAUCAGUUUGGGUACUUACUGGCUAAUGCUUUUGUCAACGUGCUACAUGCAACGCCACGUAUUCUCGGUCCCAGGAAUGAACUCAUCAAGGUGAUAGAGGGCAGUAAUACCUUCGUAGACUGCCGCUACUUUGGUUCUCCAGUGCCUGAUUUGCGAUGGUCCAAAUAUGGGCAGGGGAAUCUUGAAGGAAAUCGUUUUAGGAUCCACAGUAACGGGACUCUGGAGAUGAAACGUAUACGGAUAGAGGACCAGGGAACUUACCUGUGUGUCGUCAGCAACAUUGCAGGAAGAGAUGAGAGUCAAGUCCGGAUAGAGGUCAAAGAGCCCACGAUAAUUGCCACAAGACCACAGAGUAUGAAAGUCAUCCGUGGAAGCGAUGUGCGAUUCGAGUGUGGCGUGAAAGCAGAUGUCACUACUCCUGUCACAACCACCUGGAUGAAAGACAAGAAGCAUGUCACUCUUGGCUGGAGACUCCUUCUGGAUGAAUCAAAUCUGGUCAUCACUAAUGUAAACAGAGGCGAUGAAGGCAACUAUACUUGUAUCAUCGAGAGUGAACUGGAGCAGAAGGCGGCCUCAGCACGCCUAAUGGUGAUGGACCGUCCAGAUCCUCCCACUAAGUUGGAGUUGUCAGAUCCAUAUGAACGCAGCGUGAGACUCAGUUGGGUCCCUGGAGAGAGCAACCAUAACCCUAUAACAGAGUACUUGGUGCAGUAUGAUGAUGAUGACUGGUUGCCGGGGAAGUGGAAAAACCUCUCCACAUACUCAGGAAACCUCAACUCUGUCAUUCUGCAUCUUACGCCUUUCACCUACUACGAGUUUCGAGUCAUCGCUAUCAAUGAAAUUGGAAUGAGUCGCCCAAGUCGUCCGUCUAUGCGAUUCCAGAGCAGCGGUGCACCCCCAGAUGUUGUUCCAAAGAAUUUAAAGGGUGUGGGGACAUGGAGGAAUAACAUGGAGAUCAGCUGGGAGCCUCUGACCUACAGAGAGUGGAAUGGGCCCCACCUGAAGUAUCUGGUGUGGUGGAGAAGGAGAGAUUCCAGAGAAGAGUGGAAGAACGCAACCACGAAAUGGCUGAAAUACUACAUCUACGAUGCAGACACCUUCACUCCUUAUGAGCUAAAAGUCCAGGCUGUCAAUGACUUUGGGCUGGGUCCAGAGUCUCCUGUUGUCACUGGUUAUUCUGGGGAAGAUCGUCCCUUAACUGCUCCCCUGAACCUGAGAGUGUCCGACAUCGAGAGCACUCAGGUGACUUUGCACUGGGACCCAGUAACACGGGACGCCAUGAUGGGACAGCUGAAAGAAUAUAAGGUCUACUACUGGAGGGACAGCAGCCAGCUGCGGUGGUUGAGGGUCAACCGAGGGAUGAAGUCCAAAUCAUUUCCAAACAAUGAUCCAGAGCCCUCGGGGGUCCUCACUGGGCUCAUCCCCUAUAGCAACUACAAGAUGUAUAUAGUGGUGACCAACAAUCGAUAUGAAGGGCCGCCCAGUAAUAGUAUACACUUCUCAACGCCUGAAGGAGUACCAUCUGUUCCCAGUUCCUUCAGGAUCCAACAGCGACAUCUGGACAGUAUUUAUGUGGACUGGGAUCUACCAGCAGAGCCCAACGGUGUCAUUACUGGAUAUUCCCUCAAGUACCAGACAGUGAACGCCACCAGGGGAGAGGAGCUUCGAGUUGAGGACUUCCCUCCAAAUGUUACAAGUUUCUCAGUCCGGCGAUACGACCGAUACACUCGAUACAGAUUCUCCGUGGCGGCACGAACUCGGCUUGGGCUCGGGGAUUGGCAUUCAGAGGAGUCUCCCCACUACACCACUGAAACGUACGCGACGGACCAGGUGGACAUCACCACUCAGGGCUGGUUCAUCGGGAUUAUGUGUGCUGUGGCUCUCAUCGUGCUCAUCCUCCUCAUAGUCUGCUUCAUCAAGAGGAGCCGAGGCGGGAAAUACCCAGUACGGGAAAAAAAAGACAUUUCACUGGAGCCAGUGGACGACAAAGAUCAGGAGGGAUCGUUUGACUACAGGUCUCUUGAAAGGAUAGCACGUGUCUCCACUUUGCCUUAUCCCCGGCGAGAGGAGGAAAGAGGGCUUCAAAGAGGCCAGCCGUCAAUUGAGGCAAUGAUGAAGCGAUCAGACAGCGACGACAGUCUGGUGGACUACGGCGAAGGAGGCGAGAUACCGUUCAACGAGGACGGCUCGUUCAUCGGCCAGUACACAGGGACCAGGAGAGAUGUCAGGGAGCUGGACUUCGGUGGAGGUCUGGAGCUCCACUCACCAAUGAAGUCCAUCUACUCCCUGGCUUAAACCUCAGAAGUCACAUUGCCUUCCGACUUGUCACGUGACUUUACCGGCUUGUACCCUCCACCUUGAAUUAAGAACAUGUGGUUUGUCUGCAGGAGGGGACAGCUGGAGCUUGAAGUGCUUCUGUCCUCUGUGUCCUUGCAGACAAAGCAACUAUCUUGCAUUUAAAGACGAAAGUGCUAGAGAUGCUUAUUCAUCUGAUGAAAAGUUACCGUUUGAGUUUUCGUAUUGCUUUUCCUGUAAAUAAAAAUGCUGCGUGUUUGUACGUGUGCAUACGGACGAGUACAUGUUUAGUUGCCCUGUAAAUGGAGACACUGGCUGCACAUCAGAGGAGACAGAAGUGGAUCAGUUUAUCAUGUUGAUAAAAGCAGUUGCAAGGACCAACAUAACUUCUGUAAUUACAUAUUUUCCUUUAAGCUAAUUUCAAUAAUGUGAUUUGUGAUAUUAUUGUGUGUGUUGGCUGUUUGAGAUAAGGGCUGCAUGCCAUCAGUGGAACCACAAUGUACUCCCUGAACUUAGAUUGUGUAUACCUUUUAUACACUAGAGUUUAUGGUGCAAUGUGAAAGUAUAAAAGUGUUUCUGUUGAUAGGUGAUACGUGAUAGAUGAUAAAAAAAAUCUCCAGGGACUAAUGAGUCAUCGGCAUGGUCAGUUUGCUGUGAGGCAAGGAUCAAACCAGCGAGGGAAUAAGCAAGCAGCCUGAAACCAGCUCUAAAAUCAGAACAUGUUCAUGUUUCUCUAUGGACUUGCUUUAACUAUCUCCCUGUUUCACUCACUACAGAGAUAGAGCGAAAUCAUUAAUCUUGAUGUAACAAUUUUAGUUUAUUUGACCCCUAACAUUAUCUGUGUAAUACCACAGUUAUGUCCUAAUUGUAAAUAAAGUGGGAAUAUUUAUUUCUAGCAAGUUUGAUAUGACUCUGAAUGUUGAAUUCAACUGCUGUUUUUUAGAAGUGAUUUAUUUUUCUUACAAUACAAUAAUUAGAAUUAGUUUGGAGCUGUUUGCACUUGUCUGUUUAAACCAGGGAUCAGCAAACUUUAUUAACAAAA
Molecule: messenger RNA, 5217 nt
Organism: Centropristis striata (black sea bass)
Lineage: Eukaryota; Metazoa; Chordata; Actinopteri; Perciformes; Serranidae
Gene: nfascb
Product: neurofascin homolog (chicken) b
Exons: 28
Coding region: 636-4175 (1179 amino acids)
Biological process (GO): cell-cell adhesion
Molecular function (GO): protein binding
Source: RefSeq, a predicted model, not a curated record